AUGGCCGACGCAAAGCUGCUUGACAGCGAACAAAGCUUCCAGACAUUCUCUAAUAUUAUCGACUCUCGACUUCUUAGAGCACUUGCUGACUUGGGAUUUGCACGACCGACACUCGUACAAAGCAAAGCUAUUCCGCUUGCGCUUGAAGGCAGGGAUAUUCUGGCUCGUGCAAGGACGGGGAGUGGGAAGACGGCUGCGUAUUGCAUACCGGUUGCACAAAAGAUCUUGAACAGUAAAACCAUAGCAAAUGCACAGCAGGCCGCUAGAGCGGUUAUUCUGGUUCCCACUCGAGAACUGGCUGAUCAGGUAACGAAGCACUUGAAAGGCCUACUGGCAUAUUGCGACAAGGACAUUAAAGCUGUGAACAUCGCGGGCGGGGCAUCAGGCUAUACUCAAAAGCUGGUCAUAGCUGAGAAGCCUGACUUGAUUGUUGCUACUCCGUCCAGGCUCCUUGCUUUACUCCGAGUCAAGGCCUUGUCGUUAUCGUCGCUAGAAUCCCUGGUCAUUGACGAAGCUGAUCUUAUCCUCUCUUAUGGCCACGACGAAGAUGUAAAGCAAAUCCUAUCAGGAGGGCACCUUCCCAAGUUGUAUCAAACAUUUUUGAUGAGCGCAACGAUGACCAAGGAUGUCGAGACGCUAAAAGGGAUAGCAUUGAGGAAUCCGGCUAUAUUGAAGUUGGAAGAGGAUAAAGAUGAAGCUGCUAAUCUAACCCAAUAUGCUGUGAAGUGUUCCGAAGUUGACAAGUUUCUCCUGACCUACGUCAUCCUGAAGCUCAAACUCGUCAAAGGCAAAUGUUUAAUAUUCGUAAAUGAUGUCGAUCGUGGGUACCGUGUAAAAUUGUUCCUUGAGCAAUUUUCGAUAAAGAGUUGCGUGCUCAACUCCGAGCUACCCUUAAACAGCAGAUUCCAUAUCGUGCAAGAGUUCAAUAAAGGGGUGUACGAUUAUAUCAUUGCAACCGACGAAACUGGUGGGAAACAUGAAGACCAGGACACUGAUGAUGAGAAAGAAGCCGAGGAGGAAGAAGUAGGCUCUGAGGCUGAGGCCGAAGGAGGUGAAGAUCUAAUUACCACGGAACCUACCGAAGCUGGUGAAGCUGGACCCUCGAAUCCUCCCCCCAAGCGCAAGCGUGCACCUCCUCAGCCGGAGUUUCAAAAACCUUCUAAAAAGCACCGCACAGCCAAGAAAGAUAAAGAGUUCGGAGUCUCGCGUGGAAUCGAUUUUGUCGACGUUGCAUGUGUCCUCAAUUUUGACCUCCCUCGAUCAUCUCGAGCUUAUACCCAUCGUGUUGGCCGGACUGCACGGGCAGGCAGGUCUGGGAUGGCAUUGUCAUUCGUGGUCCCCAAGGAAGAGUUUGGGAAAGACAAAGUUCUGAGUUGUGCGAGUUCUGAGCGGGACGAGAUUGUAUUUGCCAGGAUCGAGAAGGAACAGGGAGCAAGGGGCAGUAAAGUGAAGGACUACGUAUUCGACAUGGCACAGGUAGAAGCAUUUAGGUAUCGAAUGGAGGAUGCAUUGAGGGCUGUGACCAAAUCGGCCGUGAGGGAAGCGAGGGUCAAGGAGUUGAAAACUGAGCUACUCAACUCGGAAAAAUUAAAAACCCACUUUGAAGAAAAUCCCCUUGACCUCGAGUACAUUCGACACGAUAAAUCCUUACAUCCUACUAGAGUUCAAGCGCAUAUGAAGCAUGUUCCCAAGUACCUUAUGCCGAGAAUUGCGUCUGUAGCCGAGGAACCAGCCAAGGACGUUGGGUUUGUCCCAUUCACAAAAUCGGGAUCUCGCGGCCGAGGAAGAGGAAGAGGAAGGGGAAGGGGCGGUAGUAGUGGGAGAGGCGGGAAGAAAAAAAGUGACCCACUUAAAAAGUUUGGCCGGUAG
Messenger RNA from Rhizoctonia solani, 1869 nucleotides. RefSeq names its product DEAD/DEAH box helicase. The coding region runs from base 1 to 1869 and encodes 622 amino acids. Gene Ontology annotation, cellular component: nucleolus. Lineage: Eukaryota; Fungi; Basidiomycota; Agaricomycetes; Cantharellales; Ceratobasidiaceae. The transcript has 9 exons. The record is from RefSeq and is a predicted model, not a curated record. Gene Ontology annotation, molecular function: nucleic acid binding; ATP binding.